Messenger RNA from Melanotaenia boesemani (Boeseman's rainbowfish), 3296 nucleotides. Its product is annotated as zinc finger MYM-type protein 1-like. Gene Ontology annotation, molecular function: protein dimerization activity. The transcript has 2 exons. Lineage: Eukaryota; Metazoa; Chordata; Actinopteri; Atheriniformes; Melanotaeniidae. The coding region runs from base 346 to 2898 and encodes 850 amino acids. The record is from RefSeq and is a predicted model, not a curated record.
AUGACAAAAAUCAGAUUUACAUUAUUAUUUCGCUACCUAGGGCUGUCACUUUUUCAUAGAAUAUUUGCUAGCAUGGGGUGAAAAUACGGGGUUGUUGACCGCUGAGCUGAUGGCGGUUAGAAAAUUAUGUUAAAUUAUUUAACGUUGUUUGAACGAAUUACACGUCAUUUUAAAUUAAAUUUGAACUUGAAACUUGAAAACAUUUUUGUUGUUAAGUGAAAGCCCGACUACCUAUACAUAUAAUGUAAAUGGCAUUUUUUUGUAGGCUAUAAAUGAUUUUAUUGCUUUUAUUGAUUUAGUGUCUGUAAAGGGAAACCUAGUAAAUUUACUUUGGAUCUUACAGAAAUGAAGAGAAAAGGAAGUAUAUACAGUUUUUUCACACCAAAGAGGAAGGCCAGAGAAAUAGACAAUGAACUGAGCGAGGCAGACAUAGGAGAUGAGGUGGAAGGCCAGAGAGAGGAUGAAGAUGAGGUGGAAGGUGAGAGAGGAGACGUUGAAGGAGAAAGAGAUGACAAGCAUGAGGUGGAAGUGGAGGGUGAAGAUAAAGAUGAGCUGGAGGGAGAGAGAGAAGAGCAACAAAAACGUAACAUAGAUGACCAGGGACAGGAGGAGGUGGGAGAACAUUUGGAGGAAGGAAAGCACCACCAAAAAGAGAAAGCAAAGAAACAGCAAAGUGAAAGGGAAAGAACAGUGCCUGAGCCAUCACCAGCAACCUUCAGUAGAGCUGGUCCACAUGAUGUAUCUAAGUCCAGAUGUGAAGUACCAACACAGCCAAAGAGAGAGAGUUUCCCAAAGACUCUCCAGGGAGGAGCCAGGAGAAGCUUCCGGAGUGAGUGGUACCAAGCUAACCCUUGGUUAGAGUAUUCUCAAUCCAAGGAUGCAGCCUACUGUUUUGCCUGUAGGCAUUUUUCCCUCCCAGACACUCCCAAGACUGUGUUUACUUCAUUUGAUGGAUAUCGAAAUUGGAAAAAAGCCACAAUGAAAGACAGUGGUUUUGCUUCACAUGCAAGAUCUGAAUGCCACAUCAAUGCAAUGUUUGCAUGGACAGAAAACAAAAAAAACAUGGAUAAAAACAGCUCAAUGUUUGGGAGAAUGGAUGAACAAAAAAAGAAGCAGGUGGCUGAAAAUCAGCACUACAUUAAAACACUUGCUGAAAUUUUAGUUUUAACAGUCACAGAAAACAUAGCGCAGAGGGGUCACAGGGAGUCUCAAGACUCAGAACAAAAGGGUGUUUUUCUGUCUAUGCUAGACCUACUGGGUAACCAUGACCCAAUCAUUAAAAAAAGACUUGAACAACAUGCAAAAAAUGCAAAAUACACAAGUAAAACAAUACAAAAUGAAAUCCUUGAAUGCCUGGCUGCAAUGGUUAAGGAAACAAUCAUACAGGAGGUUAAAACGAGCAAGCAGUUUUCAGUUAUUGUUGAUGAAACUAAAGAUGUUCAGAAAAAGGAGCAAAUGUCAUUUGUUUUGAGAUAUUAUUAUAAUGGUAUGGUUCAUGAGAGUUUUUUGGAGUUUGAUGUGGCAGAACACUUGGAUGCUGCUGCCUUAAGCUGUAAGAUUAUUAACUUCCUUGAGAGGCAUGGGCUGCAGUACAAGAAAAACCUUGUGGGCCAGGGCUAUGAUGGUGCAGCAGUGAUGCGCGGGGCACAUGCAGGUGUCCAAGCAAAAAUAAAAGAAGUAGCCAAACAUGCCUUCUAUGUUCACUGUAGUGCACACUGCUUAAACUUAGUUAUAGUGGACACUGUAAAAAGUGUGCCAGAUGCAGGAAACUUCUUUUCAUUGUUGGAACGAUUGUAUGUAUUCAUUUCAGGGUCCUAUGUACAUAACAAAUGGCUGGAAGUGCAGCGUGAGAUGUUUGAUGGUGCACCAAGGGAACUCCAACAGCUAAGUGAUACACGUUGGGCAUGUAGGCACAUAGCAUGUCGCAGUGUUAUGGACAGGUUGCCUGCAGUAGUACAGGUUCUUGAAGAGAUUGGAUCUGAGAACCAUCCACAAAGAGCAGUUGAAGCAAGAGGGAUACUGGCUCAGAUAGAUCUCAAUUUUGCUGGCUCUCUUGUUCUUUUCAGAAAGGUCCUGAGUGACUCCAAAUUUUUGUCAGACAUGCUCCAGUCUAAAACAGUGGACUAUGCUAAGGCUGUUGAGCUUAUUGAAGCACUCAAAGAGACAUUGGUGACAUAUCGUAGUCAAACCUCUUUUGAUGAAAUGUGGACUGAAAUACUUGAUUUAUGUAAACAAAGUAACAUUGAUAUAACUCAGAGAAAAUCAAAGAGGCCAAGACAGACGACAAAGGUACUUCAGGGUAGUGUCAUCAACUCCACCUUGGGGCAGCAUGUAGUUCCAGAUAGCAAAGAUACUUUUUGUGUCUCUGUGUAUUAUCCAGUUCUGGAUAACAUGAUUGAAGAAAUAGGAAGAAGAUUUUCUAACACGAACUGUAACAUCAUGCAGGGUGUCCAGGCACUAAAUCCAUCCAGUCCAACUUUUUUGACAGAGGAGGCUGUCCUGUUAUUAGCUAAUGCUUAUGGCUCAAAUAUAGAGGAUCUCAAACACGAGUUACAUCAGACGAAGAGAGUACUAGACAGAAAAAAGGGGGAAAAGGAGAGUCCUACCACUCUGAUGGAGUUUACCCAGUUUUUGGAUCCAUACCAGGAUGUUUUUUUUGAGUUGUUCAGGCUGUGUAAAAUAGCUGUUGUUUUGCCUGUAUCCAGUGCAUCCUGUGAACGGAGUUUUUCAUCUCUAAGGCUCAUAAAGACUUAUUUGCGGUCUACUAUGACAGAAAAGAGACUAUCAAAUUUGGCUGUACUCAGCAUUGAAUCAAAACGCACAAAAGAAUUGGAUCUCGAUAAAUUUGUAAAGCGUUUUGCUGAGCAGCAUGGAAAUCGCCGCAUUCAGCUGUUAUAAGCAUGACAACGUCAUAUGUUCACUGGUAAUGAAUGUCUUUUUUUUGUAUAUGAACAUUUAUUUGUGUUUUGUGUGUAAUAAAGUGAUGUCCAGUGCCUUGUUUAAGUGCCAUGACCCAUUUAUUUCCAUUGUGUAUUUAUGUUGACCAUAAUACAGUCUAUUGAUCGUGGGUAAGUUUUUCCUCGGAUAGUCUUUUCUUGUAAAAAUGCAGCCUACAUGUAGAAUAUAUGCCCUAGGUUAUGUACUAAGUCCUGCAAGCAGGAAUACUUCAUUGUAUAUUGUCUAUUUCUCAUCAAACUACCAUAACUGUUCAUAUGCAUCUGAUGUAGGUUGCCACCCCUCAAAAAUUCCUGCCCCCCUCUUGCCACCCUGUAAAUAUUUUUCUAGAUCCGCCCCUG